UGCCCAGAGGGUUUCACUUGUUGCUGUGCAGGAGCUUCGACCGUCAGCUCACCGCGGAGCUUCGUUCCUGCUUCACUUUGUGUUUACAACCUGUCGGUAAACGGAACAACGGACCGUCUGUCCGCGCGCACCUCCGCCUGCCUGCGUCUGUCCCCCAGCGACUGCUUCGCUAUCGGCCCUCAGGAAGUCUGGUUUGAUGUCUGCAUCAGUCCUGUAUCCGCGGCCGUGUGGACGUGUCAGUCUGGUCUGCGGUCUCUUCCUCCUGGCCUCCUUGCCGCUACUCGCUGCAGGCAGACUGAGCAACUGCUCUCACCCUGUGCUGCCAGAACAUGGAGGUUUCCGCUGUGAUCCGAGUCCAUGCCGCGGUUUUCCUCAUAAGAGCAACAUCCGCUUGUUCUGUGAGCCCGGGUACCAUAUCAUCAAUAUCAAGAAGUCUAUCUCCCGGUGCCACCACGGGAGGUGGUCAGAGAUACCUGCAUGUAUCCCCAUAAAAGAUGGCCCCUACAUGAAGUCUGACAACAGAGUGAAUGAGUCGAUGCCCAGCAUGGCCACAACUGCAGUGGGCGUCUCCAUCUUCCUGCUCACCACCACCGCCUGCCUGGUCGUCAAGUCCCGCCUCUACCCCUGUCAGUCAAAUAGCAGCCGACGCUCCUCAGACCAAUUGGACCUGAUGGUGGACGGACUUUCUGUCUCUCUCCCCUCCUACGAGGAGGCGGUGUACGGCAGCUGGGGGCAGCGCAUCCCUCCCUGUUCAGCUCCGGGACCCACACAGCUCCUGCUGGCUCAGGAGUCACCUGGCUGCAACCCGUCAUCCCUGAGCAGCGAGUCGGACAGCAGCCACCACCCCCUCCUGUCCAACCAAGGCCCUGACAGUCCCCCACCCCCAUACGAAGAGGUCCAAACGUCACAUCCAAGAGACAGGAUGAGCAAUGCGGAGGUCCAGCAUCACCUCUCCAAUGACAAGGACACUUGACUGAUGACCCACGGGUUCACGCGUGACUAAACUUUUAGUUUUGAAAGAUUGUGACAGCUUACAAUCUGCGGUGUUAGGGCUGCAGAUGGUUCACCAGUUAAAACAGCAAAGGUGACAGCUGACUGUCAUAUUGCCUGCACUUUUCCUGCUUGGCUGCAACUCAGCAGCAUCAGGACCUAUCACAUGCUAUUUUAGAUUAAGCUGAUGAGCUCUGAUUGGCCAAAUGUCUGGAGGUAAAGGCCUGCCUGAGGAGGACUAAAGUACACUUAUAAAUGAAAUGUUAUUUAGUGUAUUGUGGCAUUUGGGGGGUGUAAUUUGCACACGAGUCUGCUGUCUGCUGGAAACCUGCUAAAAAAAAAAUCAGUUUUUAAUGUAAUUAAGAUGAAUUUAGGUGAGACUGGAAGGGGAAAAAGAAAAUGGUGUACAAGAAGGUUUUUAGAAGACAGCAGUGAUGUUGAGGUGUAAGUGUGUGUUUGUGUGUUUUCAGUGCUGUUCUGGAGACGUCGUCUAUCCCUCCCGUCAGUGACGGGGCUAAUUGGAGGCUUUCUUUUGUGAAGUCACUGGUGUGCUGUUACAGAAACCUGUGUUUCCAUGGCAACUGACUAUACCACUAGUGUCUGAGACUUUUGCACAGUUUCUCUUUAGGUCUAAUCAGACUGCAGUGCAAAGGCUGCAGAUUUAAAGCCAGCAUGGUGUACAGGCUUUGUCACAACGGCUUGUUGUGGUAUUUUAAUAGAUAUAGACAUUUAUUUUGUGUACAGCAGAUGUUUGUAUGUAUGUAGAGAUUUAAGAAAAGCAAAUGAAUUUCUCCUGUGUUCAAUCAGUGUGUGUGGAUGAAUAUUAUUUGAUGUUGGAUUUGAAUUUACAGCUUCAAGUAUUUUAAAUAUUCCUUUAUUUACUGAAUUAUUUGUCUGUAAAUCAGUGAAGACUCGUGGACUUUUUUUCCACAACUUGCAAAAAAUGAUUUGGGACCACAUCCCUCAGAUGGCCUGAAACAGACUGAUUUUAGAACCUUCCUGUCUUAUCUCACCUGCAGCGCUCCUCUUCAUCACUCUGCAGAGUGGCUGAUGCCUUCACAGACCUUGAAUGUAUUUACUGUUUAAUUUUGUGGCAACAAACCUUAACUAUUGUAUAAAUUUUAAUAUUUACAGAUGAUUAUUUGUACAUUGUCUUCUUGCACAGAAUUAUGAGAUAAUAAAUGUAAAAGUGUUA
This is a messenger RNA of Melanotaenia boesemani (Boeseman's rainbowfish), 2185 nucleotides long. RefSeq lists its product as uncharacterized. The coding region runs from base 197 to 973 and encodes 258 amino acids. Lineage: Eukaryota; Metazoa; Chordata; Actinopteri; Atheriniformes; Melanotaeniidae. The transcript is spliced from 5 exons. The record is from RefSeq and is a predicted model, not a curated record.